Heteronotia binoei (common prickly gecko) is the source of this 2520-nucleotide messenger RNA. It is a transcript of the gene CDC23, whose product is annotated as cell division cycle 23. Gene Ontology annotation, cellular component: anaphase-promoting complex. Gene Ontology annotation, biological process: cell division. NCBI's taxonomy places the organism in Eukaryota, Metazoa, Chordata, Lepidosauria, Squamata, Gekkonidae. The record is from RefSeq and is a predicted model, not a curated record. The coding region runs from base 63 to 1868 and encodes 601 amino acids. Gene Ontology annotation, molecular function: protein binding. The transcript is spliced from 16 exons.
AAAGCUACUGUCCAAUAAGAGCUGAACUCUAAUGUCUCGCGCGCUCCGAGUGGCGUCUCGAGAUGGAGGCCCGGCUCUGGUUGGCUGGAGCUGGUGUCUCUGGAAAGAUGGCGGCGGCCACAGUUGGGCCUGGCUCUGUAAGUGCCGAUUUCUCUGAUCUCCGUGGUAUUAAGAAACAGCUGCUGGACGUUGCAGAACGAAGUCGAGAGCGCGGCUUGCAGCAUAGUGGAAAGUGGGCAUCAGAGUUGGCUUUUGCCUUGGACCCACUGCCACUGAAUGAACUGCCUCCUGCUCCUGCACUCACAGAGGAAGAUGCUCGUGAUUUGGAUGCUUAUACCCUGGCUAAGUCUUAUUUUGAUCUGAAAGAAUAUGAGAGGGCUGGAUACUUUCUGCGAGGCUGCAAAAGUCAAAAGGCCUAUUUCCUGUAUAUGUACUCCAGAUACUUGUCAGGUGAAAAAAAGAAGGAUGAUGAAACAGUGGAUAGCCUAGGCCCAUUAGAGAAGGGACAAGUAAAGAAUGAAGUUCUAAGAGAGUUAAGGGUAGAACUUAGCAAGAAACACAAAGCACGAGAGUUGGAUGGAUUUGGCCUUUAUCUGUAUGGAGUGGUGUUGCGAAAGCUGGAUCUAGUGAAGGAGGCCAUUGAUGUGUUUGUUGAAGCCACCCAUGUUUUGCCGUUGCACUGGGGAGCCUGGCUGGAGCUUUGUAACUUGAUCACAGACAAAGAGAUGCUGAAGUUCCUGUCCUUGCCAGACACCUGGAUGAAGGAGUUCUUCCUGGCACACAUUUAUACUGAGUUGCAGUUGAUAGAAGAGGCUUUGCAGAAGUACCAGAGUCUCAUUGAUGCAGGUUUUUCCAAGAGCACCUACAUUAUCUCCCAGAUUGCAGUAGCCUAUCACAAUAUCCGAGAUAUUGAUAAAGCACUGUCCAUCUUCAAUGAACUUAGAAAGCAAGAUCCUUACAGGAUAGAAAAUAUGGACACAUUUUCUAAUCUACUUUAUGUCAGGAGUAUGAAGCCUGAACUGAGCUAUUUGGCUCACAACCUGUGUGAGAUUGACAAGUACCGUGUCGAGACCUGUUGUGUGAUUGGGAACUACUAUAGUUUGCGCUCUCAGCAUGAGAAAGCAGCCCUCUACUUCCAGAGAGCAUUGAAACUGAAUCCUCGGUACCUUGGAGCAUGGACUCUCAUGGGGCAUGAAUAUAUGGAAAUGAAGAACACAUCAGCAGCUAUUCAGGCAUACAGACAUGCCAUAGAGGUAAACAAAAGAGACUACAGAGCAUGGUAUGGUCUGGGGCAAACAUAUGAGAUCCUCAAGAUGCCAUUUUAUUGCCUCUAUUACUAUCGACGAGCCCAUCAACUCAGACCGAAUGAUUCUCGUAUGCUGGUUGCUCUUGGAGAAUGUUAUGAGAAAUUAAAUCAGCUAGUAGAAGCUAAAAAGUGUUAUUGGAGAGCAUAUGCUGUAGGAGAUGUGGAAAAAAUGGCAUUAGUGAAACUAGCAAAGCUGCAUGAACAGAUGAAUGAAUCAGAACAAGCUGCUCAGUGCUAUAUCAAAUACAUCCAAGAUAUAUAUUCUUGUGGGGAGAUAGUGGAGCACCUAGAAGUGAGCACUGCCUUCCGCUAUCUGGCACAAUACUACUUCAAGUGCAAACUGUGGGACGAAGCUUCAGCCUGUGCCCAGAAAUGCUGUGCAUUCAAUGAUACAAGAGAAGAAGGGAAAGCUCUCUUGCGGCAAAUUUUACAGCUGCGCAACCAAGGAGAGACGUCAUCCACAGAGAUUGCCACACCCUUUUUCCUCCCUUCUUCGCUGUCUGCCAGCAACACUCCAACACGCCGUGUGUCACCGCUAAACUUGUCUAACAUUACACCAUAAACAGUGCCUGCCUCUGAACUGGGCAAUCCAGCUGGAAACUGGAUUUUACUUUGACAUGACCUCUUUAGGGAAGGCUCUCAGCUGAGUGCUGUUUUCCUUAGAGGGCUGAAAGCAGAUAUUGUUGGAAAGCUGUGGCAUAAAUUGAUCCUCUGUAUGAAGUGAACUGCUUUUCAUCAAUCAUCUUAUUUAGUACGAUACUUCAGUGUAAGAGACUGCUUUCUUUAUUGAAAUUUGGUUGGAAUUGCUGCUCUGCCUAUGUUGUUUUCACUAUAUCCGUUUUCAAAGUAUCAUAACCCUGUGAGUAAAUAGCCUCUUCAGCAUAGACAUAUUGGUUCUCAUUGGAAAGGUAACUAGUGCCUUACAGUAAAUGAGAAAGAAUAAAUGUUGUUACACCUCUAGGCCCCCAAUUUGCUGGGUGCUUCUCAGUUUUGGCGCAGAGCAGCUGUCUUAUGCUAGUUGCAGGGUGAAAAAAAUGCAAAUAGGAGAGGGAGGGCCAUAACACAACACAGUUUCUGUGGAUAACAAAAUUAUUUGGAGGCAAAUGCAUAAGGGCAUGGAUGGGAAUUGUCCAUGCUCAUGCUGCUGUGCAGCCUAAUGACAUAACGUAAUGUGAUAAUGGAAGUAAAGGAUGACGUUUCUUUAAGCUGCUCUU